AAAACUGUCUCUACAGCUGAGGUCAAAUGAUGGUAGGUGGAAGUGUUUGGGAUGACUAGUAGGUGAAGCUAUCAGAGGUACAGUUGAGACUACAAGAAAAAUGGACGUAUUCUUCAUUCUGACUGCAAUUCUACUUUUUGGAACAUCUGAUUCUACAAAAGGAGAAUCAGCAGCCAAAUCAGAGAUAACGUGGCAUGAUAUCCUUGCCCUACUCAGAAAAGAUGUGGUGUCAGACCUCCAGGAAGAGAAGGCGCACUCCACCAAGGCACAUGGUCAUCACAUCAAAAAUAUUGUCACAGACAUAAUGGAGGGGCUUCAUACUCUUGGUCUAUACCCCAAAAAGAGCCUGAAUCUCCAACGCUUGAUCUCCAACUCUGGUCGGCCACUGGAGAAGAACAGGCUUUCUGGAUUCCUCUACAAUAUAUCGAUGUAUAUGCAAGGCGCUGGGGGAGAGUCCAGUCCAGUACCUGAUCCAAAUCUCUCAAUCGAAGGUGGACAACAGUUCUGGGGCAAUCUAUUGCAGUCCUUUCUCAAUGUGGGUGAAAGUAUUUUAGACACUCCAAACAGGAAGGAGCCACUUAGGCCAAAGUUCAAGAUCCACAAUAUGUUUGUCUCUCUCAGAGGAAGUCAGCACUAUGCUGGGAUUUUGAGCAUGCUCCAGAUUUUGAUAAACUUUUUAGAGCGGCAGCAAAAUCACCCUCUUUUCAAUUUCCUGUGGCAAAACUGGGAUAUGAUUGGCACGUUGCUGGAGACCAUUUUUCAGACAUUGCUAAAUGGAAGUUAUGGACAUGGUAGUGCUGGACUGCAAAGCAUUUUCUGUGCUUUGACAGGGCACACAGAUUGUGGCUUUAACCUUGAUUGGUUGCAACAGCUUUAUCGUUAUUUAGAAGCAAGGAACUGGAAGCCUGUUGUCAAUUUCCACCCAGGAAUUGGAGGGAUAGGAAACCUUAAUGGAGGAAUACAGUCCGUUGGGCGUUUCAAGCCGUUCAGUGUACUUCCUGAAGCUCUCAAGGAAGAGGAUGGAGUAAAUAAUCACACAGAAAUUGAAUCUGAGCACCUGGCCUCAAUGCCAUCUCUCCUCCUCCAUGCAUUCUCACGUUCCAAUGAAAUAGAAAAGUCAGAGCCUGCUAUCGAAGCCAGUUCAGUGUUAUGGCAGGGACUGGAUGGCCUACGCCAGGGACUUUUUCAGAGAAUGGGCAGUUCAGUAUAUGUAAGUCUCAAGAGGAAGGUGUCAAGGAUUACUAGAUCUUUAUUCGAUGAUGUCACCACUCUUGUGAGAAUUCCACAACCGGACCAAGAUGGAAAGUGCACAGUAGGCAAGUUUCUAUACCUUUUCUGCUCUUAA
Messenger RNA from Polypterus senegalus (gray bichir), 1345 nucleotides. RefSeq names its product stereocilin-like. The coding region runs from base 101 to 1345 and encodes 414 amino acids. NCBI's taxonomy places the organism in Eukaryota, Metazoa, Chordata, Cladistia, Polypteriformes, Polypteridae. The transcript is spliced from 3 exons. The record is from RefSeq and is a predicted model, not a curated record.